Molecule: messenger RNA, 2862 nt
Organism: Hypanus sabinus (Atlantic stingray)
Lineage: Eukaryota; Metazoa; Chordata; Chondrichthyes; Myliobatiformes; Dasyatidae
Product: membrane-anchored junction protein
Exons: 11
Coding region: 151-927 (258 amino acids)
Biological process (GO): meiotic attachment of telomere to nuclear envelope; homologous chromosome pairing at meiosis
Cellular component (GO): nuclear inner membrane
Molecular function (GO): DNA binding
Source: RefSeq, a predicted model, not a curated record
GCCAACGCGCGGAGUCGGCGGGAAAGUUUAAAUGGCGGCGCUUGCGCGGGUUUGAAGUGAACGCCCGUCUCGUCUUUCCUGCCCUGCCGCCCUCAGUCGGCCGGGGCCAGACGCCAGACGCCAGACGCCAGACGCCAGCUUAACGGCAUAAUGGGCUUGAAAGCCUUCAUGUACCCUCUGCCAGAGACACGGUUGAUCCAUGCGGGGAGGACCGUUUACAAACUCAAAAUGCGUUACAGUCACCACAUCAGAGAAGACUUGGGAAUAAACAGAGAGCAAGUUGGACAAGAGUUAGAGGAAUCUAUUCGUGCAGUGCUUGGAAAUUUAGACAAUCUGCAACCAUUUACCACAGUGCAUUUCACCAUCUUCCCAUAUAAAAACAAGUGGGAGAGAUUGUCGGAACUGCGGUUUAAACAAGGAAGCAGAGUCCUCAACUCUUAUCCAUAUGUGUGCACCUUGUAUAUUGAACUGAGAGCCAGUCAACAGCAUUUAUACGCAGCUAAGCAUGAGAGUCCUCGGACUGACUGUAGCCUUGCUGAGAAUCUGACUGGAGGGGCGGUGGCCACAGUAGCGAAUGGAGCAAAGAAGAAGGAAGUAGGGAGGUCACAGUUGCCACGGAGUAGAAAAAGGGCGCGGAGUGCCACUGACAUCAACGAUAAAGAGUACACGAACGACUCAAGCAAGGCAGACAACAAGAAGAGACAGAAACAGGUGAAGAGACCAGACCAAAUCAUCACUGCAUGUGGCAGGCAGGCCAGCUCUACUGUGUCCGAUGGGACUCCUGAUGCCGUGGUCCUUUCCAAUGACAGAGACUGCAGGCAGCCAAAGCCCGACCCGCUGAAGGCCAUCGUGGUAGGAAUCUUCAGGCUUUUAAGCAGCGCCUUCCUCCCAUUCCGCGUGAUUUUUGGCACAAGGCGACCACAAUAGCAGCUGCCACCUCCGAGGCGUGAGGAUCGAGGUGCAACCGAAGCAGGGCUUCAGAUGUCUGCUUGAACACUGACUGUUUGCAUUGUUUCAGGACAGUUAGCUCAGCCAGGUUUCUUUCAAAAUGCAUUUGGAAAUAUUGUAAGUAUGAUUCAGGGUUAUUGAAUUGGAACGUUACUGUGAGCAGAAGUGAUCUCUGUCCGUCUUUGUUAUUUUUUUUGUGAGUGUAUUUGAGAAAUAGUUUUGCUGUGACUGUCAAACAGAUGAGUAUAGUUAAACCCAGCUCUCUUCCAGCACCCCCUUCCCUGGCACUCAUGUCCCUUUGCAACCAUGGUACUGGUCAGGAACCUAUUCUGAUCCACCUCCCCCGCCCCCCCCCCCCCCCCGCUUCCAUGGCUAGAGGCUGGUUGACCCCCUCCUUUCUUUGACCUAGGGGUGCUUAGGUCUACACGACUACGCUAGAGGUCUUUUUGCUGCCCUAGCUCUGAUCGAACCUGUGGUUUCACUGUUCAUUUCAUGCUGAGAGAGUUUCCCAUCUUGUUAAAAUGUCAUUUUGGUGAAGCAUGUGGCUGAUAUAAAGCUGGUGUUGCCUUCUGUGUCGUUUGUUGUAUAAUAAAUAAACCUGUUUGGAGGACACUCGUAUCUCAGCCCUCCCUCCUGAACUACCAAAGCACUCCACCCCCUGACUUCACACAGAGCUGCAAAGUCACGUUCACUGUCAUAUGCACAAAACCACAAGGAGCAACGUCACUCAGCAGCCACUUUAGUAGCUGCACCUCAUCUGAGUGUGAUUAACAGCACGUUACAGGCCCUUCAGCCCACAAUGUUGUGCUGACCACGUACCCCACUCUAGAGAUGGCGUAGAAUUUCCCUAAUGUAUAGCCCUCUAUUUUUCUGUGCUACAUGAACCUAUCUAAGAGGCUCUUAAAAGACCCUAUUGUAUCUGCUUCCACCACUGUCGCUGGGCAGUACAUUCCACGCACCCACCUCUCUGUGUAGAAAACUUACCCUGACAUCCCCUCAGUAUCUACUUCCAAGCACCUUAAAACCAUGCCCCCUCGUGUUAGCCUCUGUCUAUCCACACGAUCAAUGCCUCUCAUCACCUUAUACACCUCUCUUCUCACUGUAUAUUUAUUGGGAAUUUGGUGUGGUAGCACUAUCGCCCGGUAGCACUCACGACAGUGAUGAAAUACUUUGAGAGGGUGGUCAUGACUAGACUGAACUCCUGCCUCAGCAAGGACCUGGACCCAUUGCAAUCACCACAAUAGGUCAAUGGCAGACGCAAUCUCAGUGUCUCUCCACAUGGCUUUAGAUCACCUGGACAGCACAAACACCUUCAUCAGGAUGCUGUUCAUCAACUGUAGCUCAGCAUUUAAUCCAUAAUUCCCACAAUCCUGAUUGAGAAGUUGCAGAACCUGGGCCUCUGUACCUCCCUCUGCAUUUGUAUCCUCCACUUCCUAACCGGAAGACCACAAUCUGUGCUGGUUGGUGAUAACAUAUCCUCUUUGCUGACGAUCAACACUGGUGCACCUCGGGUGUGUGCUUAGCCCACUGCUCUACUCACACAUGAUUGUGUGGCUAGGCAUAGCUCAAAUACCAUCUAUAAAUUAGCUGACGAUACAAUCAUUGUUGGUGGAAUCUCAGGUGGUGAUGAGAGGGUGUACAAGAGUGAGAUAUGCCAACUAGUGGAACGGUGCUGCAGCAACAACCUGGAACUCAAUGUCUGUAAGACGAAAGAACUGUUUGUGGACUUCAGGAAUGGUAAGAUUAAGGAACACAAACCAAUCCUCAUAGAGUGGAGAGAGCGAGCAGUUUCAACUUCUUGGGUGUCAAGAUCUCUGAGGACUUAACCUGGUCUCAACCUAUCGAUGUAGUUAUAAAGAAGACAAGACAAUGGCUAUACUUCAUUAGGAGUUUGAGGAGAUUUGGCAUGUCAAC